Ylistrum balloti is the source of this 618-nucleotide messenger RNA. RefSeq names its product AAC-rich mRNA clone AAC11 protein-like. The coding region runs from base 1 to 618 and encodes 205 amino acids. NCBI's taxonomy places the organism in Eukaryota, Metazoa, Mollusca, Bivalvia, Pectinida, Pectinidae. The transcript has a single exon. The record is from RefSeq and is a predicted model, not a curated record.
AUGGGAGAAUCAACAAAAGCAACUGACAGGAUAUCACAACAAAAGGGAAGACAACAAAUCCAACAAGACGGAUAUCAGUACAAACAAAAAGACAACACCAGGAACCGGAGGGACAUUAGUACAAACACAGACAACAACAGGAACUGGAGGGACAUUAGUACAAACACAGACAACAACAGGAACCGGAGGGACAUUAGUACAAACACAGACAACAACUGGAACCGGAGGGACAUUUGUACAAACAAAGACAACAACAGGAACCGGAGGGACAUUAGUACAAACACAGACAACAACAGGAACUGGAGGGACAUUAGUACAAACACAGACAACAACAGGAACCGGAGGGACAUUAGUACAAACACAGACAACAACAGGAACCGGAGGGACAUUUGUACAAACAAAGACAACAACAGGAACCGGAGGGACAAUAGUACAAACAAAGACAACAACAGGAACCUGAGGGACAUUAGUACAGACAAAAAGACAAGAACAGGAACCGGAGGGACAUUAGUACAAACAAAGACAACAACAGGAACCGGAGGGACAUUUGUACAAACAAAGACAACAACAGGAACCGGAGGGACAUUAGUACAAACAAAGACAACAACAGGAACCUGA